AUAAAAUUGUCGAUUGUGUACAAAUUACGACUGCUCGAAAUUUCUACAUUAAAAACCGCAACCCUUCUUAUUGCGAGAAUAUCGAUAAAAGCUGUAAAACUAUCGAUUUUAUUAAAUCGUUGACUACUAAGUGUUCUUAGCGCCAUCAUACUGCGUAUUGCGACAUGCUAAAAAACCGUUGAAUCUUUUUACACAUGAAGCGAAACUAGCUUGCAUGUCUGUUAUCUGUGGUGUUAGUAAAUUGAACAGAGAAAAAAAACGAUCGUUACGAGGAUCAAAAUCUGCCUGGCCAGGCGCGUUUUACUGGUAUACAAUUCACCGGUUUUUGAUACCUGUCGCCAAACCAAAUAAAAAGGCACCAGCGAACUUUGGUCAGACAGAACAUACGCAGCAGCCUAGCACAAAGGUUGUUCUUGUAACGUGAAAUUUGCCAAAAUGUGGAAUAAGUUAACGAUUUUCACAUGUGUCGUACUGAUAGUUCGCUCUGCGGGUAUGCAGGCAGAGGAAGUACCACAACAAUCUACCGCAACGCAGCACAAACAUGAACACGUGAAAGAUACCGUCAAGCAGGAGGAAGCGCUGGCAAAAGCAGUGGAGGACACCGCCAGCAAAAGCAAGCAAGAUUCAAACAAACAGAAACGUGCCACUGAGUAUAACGAUUCUGCUCCUGUUUCGGAGUACGACAGUAGUUAUGGCCUGCCCGGCUAUGCUCAGCCAAGUUACGCUCAACCCAGCUACGUCCAGCCGAGCUACGUGCAAUCGAGCUAUGUUCAACCGAGCUACGACCAACCCAGCUACGCUGAGCCAAGCUACGAUAAACAUGGUUCAAGCUAUCACCACCACUAUCCUUGCGUUCAUCGUCCUGUGAAAUACGUUGUGACCACCCCUAAAUAUGAGAAGUUGUCGAAAAAACCCCUUCUGGACCUGAAGAAGGUUUUUCACCUGCCGCAUACCGUUAAGGGACACUCAACUUACCCGUCAUCUUAUGACUCCUACGCGAGCAGUGUUGUUGUUCAGCAGGAUUACAAGAAACCACUGGGUCACGUACUGGACCUGAGCCAUAAGCCACUAGGAGUUAAGGGAGUGCUCAACCACUUACUAUCACCCAGUUCCAAAUCGGACGAGUUGGGUUAUGACGAUUCAUCCAAGUGCGGUUGCAGCGUUCAAAUCGGACACAUGGAGAAGGCACUUUUGCUGCUGGAAGAAGAACUUCUUAAAGUGAAAUCGUUCCUGGCAACCUUAGAUGUGUCAGAUGGUACGGAAGUUAAAUAUACGAAGAAAUCGAAAAUGGCUGAAGACGGACAUGAUUUGGAAUAAAUGUUUAAUAAAUGCGUUUGUGCUGUCAAAUGAUUGCUUUUCUAUAACUGAAAUUUGCUACCCUGAAAUGUUAUGGAUGUUCAAUAAAAUGUCAACAUCUGCUAGCAUUAAAA
Molecule: messenger RNA, 1430 nt
Organism: Wyeomyia smithii (pitcher-plant mosquito)
Lineage: Eukaryota; Metazoa; Arthropoda; Insecta; Diptera; Culicidae
Exons: 2
Coding region: 436-1317 (293 amino acids)
Source: RefSeq, a predicted model, not a curated record